Molecule: messenger RNA, 2094 nt
Organism: Athene cunicularia (burrowing owl)
Lineage: Eukaryota; Metazoa; Chordata; Aves; Strigiformes; Strigidae
Exons: 11
Coding region: 52-1605 (517 amino acids)
Molecular function (GO): protein binding
Source: RefSeq, a predicted model, not a curated record
GGCAGCAAGUGGGACUGAGAUUUGAGUGCUGCCUGGGGACUUCAUACUAGCAUGGCCCUACAGUUGCUGGCUCUGAGGUUUCUCCUGGUCCUUGUAUCUCUGCAGACAGCACAGGGCCGGGAAGAACCUGAUCCCAAGGUCCAAGAAGUGCCCUGGGAAACAGAAAUGUGCCGAAGGCCCCAGUGGGACUCAAGACUGCAGCUGGCACCAGAACAGGACAGUUACAAGAAGAACAAAGAAGUGAUGCUGAGUUGCCCUGAUGGUUUCCAGCCACCCUUCACCCAUGUUAAAUGUGGGAGGGAAGUCCAGUCCCUCAGUCAUGGGAAACCCAUAUACAGAGAAGUUUGGCUUGGAAGGAACAGCAGAGGGGUCUGGAUCCGCAUUCGGUCCAGCGUGGAAUGCAUCGAUAUCCUCCAGGUUGUCCCUGAGACCUUGGAGAUUUCCAGCACCAGCAUCAAACUGAACUGGACCUGCAGUCUCCCGGAUGCCUGCCAGCGCAUGCAGGCCGUGUGCAGUCUGGCAGGGCCUUCCUCCCCUCCCUGUGAGGCUGAGGAGGUGAAGGGAGAGGAGAUGCUACAUGGGCAGGAGGGAACAUUCACCUGUCCGCCUCUGCAGCCCUUCACUGUCUACAGUGUCACCAUCUCCAUGCCCCCCAGCACAAUCCUUUUCAUCUGGUUGGUCAGGACAAAGGAAACAGUGCCAGACAAACCGGAGAAGCUGUGGCUGGAUCCCAACACAGGGUCCCUCAGGUGGAAGGCUCUGCCCUCCUGCAAAGGGGAGAUCAUCGGAUACCAGUUGAACAUCACGGCCAGGAGUGCGCAGGACGGCGGCUUCCUGGAGAUGGAGCGGCUGCGGCUGAGCAGCAACGUCACUGAGCACGGGCUGCCUGAGCACAGCCCCAGCAGCAGCUACGUGGUGACGAUGCAGGGGCUCACGGCUGCCGGAGCCGGGCCUGCGUCGCUGUGGGAGUUUCAGACCAACAGCUCGGGCACCGCACAGCCUCUUGACAUCAGCUGCCGCAGCGUCGGUGACAUCUCCCCAUCCCGAGGAACGGCCGUACUUCCCCUCUAUCCCAUCUCCCGUCCCCCCGAGGCAGCGAUGGAGCACCAGCUGAUUGUGGCCGCCACACACAACAGCACGGCGGUGGAAGGCGCCUGCUUGGGGGACCCGCAGCCCUUCAACGCCAGCCGGCAGCCCGACGCCUACGUGGCCGCCGUGAUCAACCUCACCGCCCCCAUGGACUUUGUGCUGGGCGAGGGGACCCGCGGGCAGGGUUUCCACAACGCUGCCCUCCAGCUGGGCUGGGACUACACGGUCCUUCUCCGCCUCGUCUGCCGCUCGCAGCAGGCAGAGAAGUUCACCUGCAUCUGCUACAGCUUCUCCGUUGUUGCAGGGAGCCCUCCAGACUCCUGGCACGGGACUGCGAUUGGGGUGGUUGUGCUGUUGGCACUCCUCCUUGUGUCUGCAGGGAUUCUGUGCUUCCUGCUUUCCAGGAAAAGGAAGUCCUUGCCCAGCAAAACUAAGGGGGAUAAUUUAAAAGGUGAAGGUGGCCGGGCUGGAGAUCAGCCACUCCAGCCCCUGCCCAGGACCACAGGAGACAUUUAGAGAAAUGAAGGAGUGGAGAAGAUGGGGAGAAUGACCCCAGCUCAGUGCUGAUAUCUCUCCUGUGACUAUGACCAGCACUGGGGGUCCCAUACAAUUCAGCAGAGCAAGAGCAAAACAGGACACCAAGGAGGGUUGUGAGCUUUUUCUUUCCUCACCCCCUUCACCUCCCAGCUUUUGUUUACUGCUAUUUUAAGGCCUUUGAAUGUGACUCUCUGUAGUUCGUCUUUUUUUAGGAUUUGCUUUCAUUUUUGCUUUCCUGGAAGCAGGAACUGUACGCCAGAUUUCCCAGUCCCUGACUCACAGGGGCUCAGGCUGAGGGAUGGCCCAUGCUCCUGCCAUAUCCUGGGUUCCCAACCCCUCUCCCCUCUCUGCUGAUAUUCAGCCAAACCCAGGGCUCUGCUGGAGCUUGGCCUGACUGGGCUGCCUUCGUGACUCUGCCUGCUCUGUCUGGACAGUCAAUAAAGGCUUGUGCUUUGGAGGGCCUGCCUG